Phytophthora nicotianae INRA-310 is the source of this 2484-nucleotide messenger RNA. RefSeq lists its product as hypothetical. The transcript has a single exon. The coding region runs from base 1 to 2484 and encodes 827 amino acids. The record is from RefSeq and is a predicted model, not a curated record. NCBI's taxonomy places the organism in Eukaryota, Oomycota, Peronosporomycetes, Peronosporales, Peronosporaceae.
AUGCCCCCCGUUCGGGUAAGUCCGACUCGUGGAGAUGGCACUCGAGCGCUGGUGGCUUUGUCCAAGUGGGCUUCGCGCCAUGCAGAGAAGCACUCGAUGAGCUGGAAGAAGGUGAUCACUCCUGCUGCUCUCAUUGAGAAGACCCAUGUCCGUCAACUGGCAGCUCGUGAAAAAGUGUUCGAGCGGCAUCUCCCGUUCUCCUGGCCGCGAUUUUUUAUCGGAGCUGUGUCACUUGCUCUCGUUUUCUCUGAUGUUUUGCGAUCGGGUGUGGGCGUGUCGAAUCUCCAAGAAGUGUAUCCCUCUCUGCAGCCUGAUGAAGUGGUAAGUUUUGACACAUCGUGGAAUUAUUCCGUGUUUGCAUCGACCAGAGAUGAAGCGCUUAGUGGCAGCACAACAGCGCGCGUUUGGAGCUACAAGCACGACUCGACUUCGAUCACAUGGCGCGCGUUUGCACAAUUCUUGUCAGCGCCAGACUUCCCUGAUUGUUUCUUCUACGCUAGCCAAUGCCCCGGAAAUACGUUCAACGGCGACGUGGCAUUUAAAAUGAUCGACUCUCUCGUCAACGUCGUCUCGAGGAUAAACAGGACGACACAAUCCGGACCUGUGGGAUUGGCGCUACGCUCUGAAAGUGAGUAUAUCGAUCGUCUUCACCAGUUUAUUUUCCCCAAAUGGUUCAUCAACGUUAACUGGCGCACCAACCAGGCAUUAUACUACUCCCCGGAGCUGCUCACGACGACCAAUGCUCGUACAAUUUGCUUCCCGGUGUUGGGUAAACGGAUCCUCCAGCCGCGAUUUUGCCGCGAACUCUGGACAAAUUUUGAUCGAUCAUGCGCCCCUACGGACCUUCAAGGCAGAAGCGUUGGACUGCUGCACGUACAUACCAUGACACGUCUUCGUGACGUACAAAGUCGCUUUCCGAACGCAACAUUGGAUCUAACAUUUCUAGAAAGCCAGGAAGAUAUGCAGAUAUGUCGAGGUGGACUCACGUCGCUUGGGUUUAAACGAUCGGAUGUCAGUGCGAUCGUACGUGCUCGGAACUGCGUUGGCAGUGGAACAACACGCUCGUGCGAAACAAUUUUUGUGGAGGACUAUCGCUACGAAACAGGGCUCUUAACUUCCGAUGUUGUCCAGUGGUAUAAGGUAGUAGCGGCGCUGCGAAUCAUCGGACAAGGCUACUUCUUGCUUCGUGGUAUCGGCUUGAUGCUCAGUUGCUACUUUGUUCACGGUGUUACGAAGUCCCAGAAGAAAAUGUCGACUUGGACUCGAGUACGCAAGGCUCGACAUCUUUUCAUGAAGGUUCCGACUCAAUGUGUGGUGUUUGGUAGUCCAUUUCCCGUCUCCUGCUACGUGCUGGCGCAUUUAUUGGACGCCCCGUUCACGUACGAUGUACUCGAAAGCCACUUUUUCUCGCAGGGUGGUGUGUUGGAUAUCCAUCUUGAGGCUUUUAUUUCCUAUGCAGUCGUCCAGAUGCGUAACGUGUGGAUAUAUGCAUUGCUAUGGCACAUGGUAGUGACCGUGACGACGUCACGCUGGUUAGCGCGUAGUAAUCAGUCAAGCAGCGGCAUUAUUGGCGUUCCGGAGUUUUUACUAAGCGCUUUCUCGAGUAUCACGCUGAUUGCUCAGUAUCGCUCGACUUCAUUUCGAUCGUCUAAAAUUCUGCGGAUGAUGGUACUACCUAACAAUUUAAGCCGUGCCUGGGUGGCCACUAAGUACCAGUACAGCCUCGCACAUCGAGGAAGUGGCAGCGUGUUACUUGGCGGUGUGAUUAUCGACCUUAAAUUUCUGCUUUGUUUCGUGUUUGUCAUUGCUGGAGCGUGGGCAGUUCGAGUCUUGUGGCUUAAGUGUUUGGUUACCCAGGACAGUGGACAGAGGGAUCGAUUUUCUCAAUGGUUUAUCCUAGCUCCAACUCCAGUGCCGUACUCAGCUGGAGUCCUGUGGCCUACGGUGAGCAUGUGCGUUCAUUGGACGAGUGAUUUCUUUUGUAUCCGAGACGAGGUGCAACGACGGAAGCAACUACAACUGCAAGCGUCUCAUGUACACCAACGUAAGUGGAAUAACGGAGACGGACGAGUAAUACCGUUCACUGCCAGUUUUCAAUCGAAGCAAAUGGCGGCUGAAGAUCUGCGAGUGCAGGUCCGCAAGUACAAAUACAGCUCCCCCACUGCACGGAUGAAUAUGAACACGUUUCGGUAUAUCCAGCAUCAAAUGAAGUGUUUACAUGGGCGCUCUGACGACGUCGAAGCGAAUGUAGCAUUUAUGAAUGCAGUGCUUAUGAGCGAUCCCAUCGUGUAUCUGCGUACGCUACUCGGUCGGGAUCGAUCGACCGAGUUGGCUUAUUAUCAAUCCCUCUUGCGGCCGCGUCAGGUGGUUCUUCUACCUGUGGCGGUAGUGGGCGAUCACAACGAAUACACUGGAAAGCUCAAGCUACUUCGACGGGUGAAUGCCUCCGAGCUCACGUGGCCGGAACUUGUACAAUGCGGGUGA